Molecule: messenger RNA, 1014 nt
Organism: Theileria annulata
Lineage: Eukaryota; Apicomplexa; Aconoidasida; Piroplasmida; Theileriidae
Product: Tpr-related protein family member, putative
Exons: 2
Coding region: 1-1014 (337 amino acids)
Source: RefSeq, a predicted model, not a curated record
AUGACUACUUCUGCUGCUGAUCCUAAUCCUACUAAGAAUUAUAAGCCAGAUGAUGAUGACAAAGCUCUACAGAUUGUGGCUUACAUGUUUGCUGGUCUAGCUAUGAUGCUUAAUAUUAGGCUUUCAUACAGUGCUGCACCAUUUGCCUUGUUAAGGUUUAAGUUACCUGAGAAUCUUUUCAGUGUAUUUGUUAGAAGAAUUGCUAGUGCGCUAGAGCUUUGGUGUCUGCCUAGCAUUGCCGUUGGUAAUAUUGUGGAUAUGGCCAUGAAACUCUGUACAACAGAAAAGGCCACCUACGACAACAGCUUCCCUGCUAAGCUCAAAGACAACACUGAUGAAGAAAAGCUCAUCCAUACCAAAUGGAUCAAGUUCAACUGCAUCAUUGUUCCUUCCAUCCUGAAUAUGUGCUCCGGCGGCAGCAGCAGCAGCGGUCGUCUAACCGCUAGUACCAAAUACAAUAGUCUCAAAGAUUCUGAUGACAAUGGUCGUCAUGCCCGACAACUCUGGCAUAUACUCCCUUCCGAUCAGUAUGAUCCUAACGAUAAACCUCACCCAGAAAUAGUUUCUCCUGCACUUAUGGUUAUUGUUGGUAUGGGUCUAGUUUAUGCUAUUUAUCCUGGUAUUGCACCUGGUAUGAUUGUACCAUUCUAUCUCAUUGAUAAAAUCGAGAUGGUACUCCUCAUUGCUACAAUAUUUCCUCCGGUCAUUGUUUCCACACUAAUCAGAGUCCCUGCUACUCAGCCGUAUUCACCUAAAUCCGCAAACCAAUACGAAACACCAGGACGUACAACAAAACCAUUUGGAGGGUGGAGGCACUAUCACCUGACUGACGCAGCCCAAGACACCACUCGUGCUGAUACCUAUAAUACGUUCUGGCAUUUCAUUGAUGUCAUGAUUAUCCUUAAGAUAUCUCUUGCAGCAAUAUUUAUUUAUUCUUUGCAUUAUAGAGUGACCAAAUUGAAUGUGGUAGUUAAUUGGGAUUAUUUGGUUUUCUUCUCAAUGUUUUUAUUAUGA